Messenger RNA from Funneliformis mosseae, 210 nucleotides. The record is from the annotation of a GenBank genome assembly. Lineage: Eukaryota; Fungi; Glomeromycota; Glomeromycetes; Glomerales; Glomeraceae.
AUGAAUGAUAAAGACUAUUUAAUCAACCUAUUCUUCGCAGAAGAGAUCGAAGAUUAUGACGAAAGAAGUAAAUCAUCUACUAUGGUAUCAGCUAGAAUGAACGAAAUGCAACUUGAUGAAAUGAACAAAUUUUUCACGAUAACACCUAAAGAAAGAGCUACUACUGAUCAAAAAGGCAAAAGAAAGUCUACUAAAAUAGAAGAUUAUUAA